Leptomonas pyrrhocoris is the source of this 3894-nucleotide messenger RNA. RefSeq names its product putative 5'-3' exonuclease. The record is from RefSeq and is a predicted model, not a curated record. The transcript has a single exon. NCBI's taxonomy places the organism in Eukaryota, Euglenozoa, Kinetoplastea, Trypanosomatida, Trypanosomatidae. Gene Ontology annotation, molecular function: RNA binding; 5'-3' RNA exonuclease activity. Gene Ontology annotation, biological process: nuclear-transcribed mRNA catabolic process. The coding region runs from base 361 to 3894 and encodes 1177 amino acids. Gene Ontology annotation, cellular component: nucleus.
AGAGAAUCGUUCUUGCUCUCCCCACGGCUGCUCCAGAAACCAGCCGACACAGUGUACGGCCGCGGUAUCGAAAAACCAGAAGGUUGAAGGAGGAUUGCUGUGGACGCCCACUUCACCCCCCUCACCCCCCUUCUCCUCCCUAACGUGGACUUUCCCGUCAAUUUUUGAUUCUCUCCCCCUCCUACCAUAACAGCAGCCGCAACAGCUUCGCUGAAGCAAAGAAAGGACACCCCCGUUGGGUUCCAGGUGGCACAGGAGCUGCACGUUGAUUGAGCUGUGCGGUUUGACGAACUCAAAAGCGGAAAGGAAAGCCGCGAUACUUAAAAAAAGAACAGUAAUAAUUGACGAGAGGAGAGAAAGAUGGGCGUUCCGAAGUUUGCGGCGUGGCUGACGAAGAAGUACCCCGCCAUGGUCGUCGACCGCUGCCCCGCAGACGUGCACGGGCUCUACAUCGACCUCAACGGACUCAUCCACCCUUGCUGCCACGAUGAGCACGACGCCACCGUGGCCCUCCGCACCGAGGUGGAAAAGAUGCGCAGCGUCUGCCUCGCCAUUGAGACACUCGUCGUCACCGUCAAACCGCAACGGGUGCUGUACAUCGCGAUUGACGGCGUGGCGCCACGCGCGAAGAUGAACCAGCAGCGGGCGCGGCGGUACAUGAGCGCUGCGACGCCGCUGACCAACACCGAGAAGCCCAUUUGCAGCAGCGGCGGACACGAGAUCAGCGCGGCGGUGGUGGCCGCGACGGAGGCGGAGUUCACUGCUGCGGAGAGGACGGGGGCGGAGAAGGAGUUGGAGGAUGUCAGGCAGGCGUUACUGGGGGACGUGCUCUACGGUGGAGACGGCGAUCCAACAGCACCGUCGGCUGCCGCGGAUUGUGCGUUCUCACCAGUUGCACCUCUGCAAGAGGCCACCGCGCAGCCAGAGAUCGGUGUCCCCUUUGCUGCGGUUGGGGCUGCGGAGGACUACGACGAGCGCUUCGACAGCAACUGCAUCUCGCCCGGUACCGCUUUCAUGGACAAGGUUGCCGCGACGGUGCGCGACUUUGUGAAGCGCAAGCUGAUGACUGCGGAGACGAAGGCCGAUAGCGGUGACGUCACGGAGGGUUGCGGCGAUGACCCGCUCACCUGGGCGUCUGGCACUUCUACCGCAACCACCGCAGCGACAGCAGCGCCGUCUGCGCCGUCCCCGUGGGCGCAGCUGACGGUUGUGUUUUCUGAUUCAAACACGGCAGGCGAGGGCGAGCACAAAUUCGUUGACUUCCUCCGCACGCAGUCCGCCUUCCCGGGGUUUAACGGCAGUGGCUGUCACGUCAUCGCCGGCCUCGACGCGGACUUAAUCUUCCUUUCCUUGUCGCUGCACAUACCGCGUGUGGUGAUCCUGCGCGAUCACGAUCGCUCCAGCUAUGACAGGGCGUUGCUGCCCGUCGCUGCGGGAGGGACAUUGAUGCCCGCCAAGACGGCCGCAAAGGGGCGAGCCGCGGGUGGAGUUCCAGAGAGUGAUUCGACCUCGUCGAUCGGCUCUGCUGCUGCUGCUGCGGCAGCGGUGGGAACACCGGCGGCUGAAGUCGACGAGGCGUCUUCAACGCCGCAGCCGAGUGAGGCGGUGGUCGCCACUCCGAGCUCUCGCAGGGAGGAGGGAGACGACGAUGGUGCUGUGAGGACGGCGACGAUGUCUACCGCAGAGGACGUGACCGAUGCGGAAAAGGAGGGCACCGUCGCAAGCCCAACGCCGGACUCGCCGCCGGCCUCUCCCGUGCCGCCACCGCACAUCGCCAGCGUGGUGGCCGACGUCUGCACGUCGUACGAGUACUACGACAUCGACGUGGUCGGCGCGUCGAUCGUCUCGGAGGUGUAUCAGCUGUGCCUAGAGAAGGGGAUGGAGAUGCGUGGGAACCCGCUGGAGAACUCAGCGAAUUGUGUGGCGGCGAAUGGAUUUGCCUUUUAUCGCAGCGGCGACAGCGAGCGGUCGGAAGCCGCUGCAGUCGCCACCGCCCCAGCCGCAGCACCGACGCCGACGACACAGAAGAGGGCGCCUUCGAAUAAGAGGAAGCCGAGUAAAUCGACGGCGCCGGCGCCGGCGUCUUCGCCUCACUCCACCUCGCCACGUUCUUUUCACCCCUGCACCUCCACCAGCAACUCCAAAAUUAUCGACGACUUCAUCGUGCUGGGGAUGCUGCUGGGCAACGAUUUCUUACCGCACUCGCCGAGUGUGUACUGCGGGGAAAGUGCGAUGGACACGCUGAUGGAUGUGUACGUCAGCGCGGUGCUGCCCUACGGCUACCUGACGGGCGGUCAUUACGAGAUUCAGCUGCUGCAGCUGGAGCGCCUGCUUCGCGCGUACGCGACGGUGGAGGCGGUGCGCUUCCGCCAGCACGCCAUUCAGUCCGGCCUGAUGACCCCGCAGGAGGCCGCCACCUCGGCGGUGUACUCGGAGGCGGAUCGCCGCUGCUGGCGAGACCCUUACAUCCGGACGACCUCCCUGACGAACGAGGCCGGGGUGCAAGCGGCGUGCCGCGCCUACGUGGAGGGUCUCCGCUUUGUCUGGCGGUACUACAGCUCCAUCUCGCUGCAGGUGAGCUGGUCUUGGUACUACCCCUUCCACCACGCCCCACUCGCGUUGGAUGUGGCGAACUUUCUACGUCAGCAGGGCCCCAACGUGCAGGCGGUGCUCGCAGCCCCGAAGCUGGAGCGCCUACCGCCGCCGCCGUUUUGCCAGCUGCUGUGCAUUCUUCCCCCGCCCAGUCGCACGUUGGUGCCGGCGGCCCUGCGAGCUUCCAUGGUGCAGCCGCCUGCGGAGCUGGCCGACACAUUCCCCACGACGUGGACGGUGGACUUCACGGGCGCCUACGGGAAAGAGCACUUAGCGGCGGUGCUGCUGCCUUUUGCGAAUUUGCCAGACCUGCAGGCGCUCGUGCAGACGCACGCGGGCUCCUACACGGCGGAGGAACGGGCCCGCAACACGCUACGGUCAACUCACAUUGUAUUCGAGGGCCGCUCCGAUGCAGACCCGAUAGCAGCGGAGGAAGCAACAGCAGCAGCAGCGGACGAGGAGCACACAACAGAGGCCCCGAAGGAAGGAUCAGGGAGGGGAAAGCCAAAACGCGGGUCAGCCGUGACCAAGGCGCGAGGGUUUCGCAUUCAAGGCGACGGCCUUCGGCCCCUCGCCGCAGCGGAAGUUCCCCCUGAACUGCAGGGCUGCUCGUUGAUUGUGUGCUCCUCCUUGGCGGACGUCGCCCCACCGCCGUCUCGCCCACGCACCUACUCCUACACGGUGCUCAUACCGAACCUCACCCUCCUCCCGGACGGCACCCGUAUGCCUGCGGAGCGGCGACCGCAGAGUCGCUACGGCAACCGCCGUCGUCACGGCGGCAGAGGAAAGGACGAGAAGAGCACGCAAGGUGCAACGUUGGCUGCUGCGUCUUCUUCCGCCUCUUCGGCUGCCGCCACCGCAAACGCACACGCGCGGCAGCCGCCCAUGCUUUUCGGCGAGUUCAUCAUUUCACUGGCGGUGGUCGGCCUGCUGAGUGCGAUCGUCCUCGUGCGGCGCAGCUCCUCAUUUCUAGGCGGUCUCCAACUGGUGGUGCAGAUGUGCGCCGUUGCGGUCACCGUGCUUGGGGUGGCGUUUGCGCUGGGCCUGGCGGUGGCGGGCAACGGACGCGCGGCCGGCAGCGGGAUGCACCGCCACAACAUCUUUACUGCCUUUGCGGACUGGCAAUGUGCGUCGUGUCUCUCGCUGAACUUCUCACGCAACCGGCGGUGCUUCAUCUGUCGCGCGCCUUUUGAUCCACACCGAUGCGCGGCGCUGUUGAGCGGGCGCAACCCACCGGAGGUGCCGUUGAUGGACCCAGAUCACACGGCCUACUCCGCCUCCUACGGUAUUACGCCGUUGUAA